CGUCUCCCACAUUGUAGACAGACACUUUACAGUCAGAGCCACCAGGGGAGUUUGGCUGACUAGGGGUUAAAUGUGGGGGAGGGGCGCAGCAGGAAAUGGGGGGGGUGCGACGUCUGGUGUCACGUGACAUGGGCUGCCAUAGUAACAGGCCUCCCUGCCUUGCAUCCAAUCAGAUAUGGACAGUGUCUGUGACGUCAGGGAAAGCAGGGCCUAUAAAUUCGGCCAACGGCCUUCAACGUCCUCACUCUUCUUCCAGCUGAGCUGGGGGAGUGGUGGCGCUGCCAUGUCUGAACCAACCCCUGACAACUCGGAGGAAGACAUAAUCACCAAAGAAAUGGGCACCUCUGAAAUUGAGCCCUCUGAUACGGAGAUGGCGGAAGCAGGGCCCUCCAAUCCAGACCCGUGUGAUGCCGAACCAAAAAAGGCAAAGCGGAAGACAGCUAAGGGCCGCCGUUGCCGUUGCCGCCGCCGCCGCCGCUGCGGUCAGGGCAAUUUCUCAAGCUUUGCUACCUAUUUCCCUAGGGUGCUGAAGCAAGUACAUACAGGCCUGAGUCUUUCCCGUGAGUCCGUGAACGUCCUGGACUCGUUUGUGAAAGAUAUGUUCGAGCGGAUUGCCGAAGAGGCCGGGCGCCUGGCCCACUGCAGCAGGCGCUGCACCAUCAUGACCGAAGACAUCCAGACAGCCGUGCGUCUUCUGUUGCCUGGGGAGCUCGGCAAGUACGCCGUGUCCGAGGCCAGCAAGGCGGUCGCCAGAUACCGCACCAGCAGAUGAACUGCCCCAGGACUGUCUGACCAUCGCAAAGCAGACUUAAGGGUUCUCCCCUUAGGCCCUACAUUUAAUCUUUAAAACAUUUCUACCCCAAAGAAAACAAUAAAAACCUCAUU
This is a messenger RNA of Capra hircus (goat), 885 nucleotides long. Its product is annotated as histone H2B 1/2-like. The record is from RefSeq and is a predicted model, not a curated record. Gene Ontology annotation, cellular component: nucleosome. Gene Ontology annotation, biological process: nucleosome assembly. NCBI's taxonomy places the organism in Eukaryota, Metazoa, Chordata, Mammalia, Artiodactyla, Bovidae. The transcript has a single exon. Bases 176 to 772 code for a protein of 198 amino acids. Gene Ontology annotation, molecular function: structural constituent of chromatin; protein heterodimerization activity; DNA binding.